Messenger RNA from Parathielavia appendiculata, 2241 nucleotides. Its product is annotated as SAE2-domain-containing protein. The record is from RefSeq and is a predicted model, not a curated record. Gene Ontology annotation, molecular function: damaged DNA binding. Bases 1 to 2241 code for a protein of 746 amino acids. Gene Ontology annotation, biological process: DNA repair; DNA double-strand break processing involved in repair via single-strand annealing. The transcript is spliced from 2 exons. NCBI's taxonomy places the organism in Eukaryota, Fungi, Ascomycota, Sordariomycetes, Sordariales, Chaetomiaceae.
AUGGAAUACUGGUCCAUCAAAGGUCGACAUGUGCUCUUAGCCGCUCUUGAGGCAGCCUGUGACUCGGUGGGAGAGGACCUCGCUGCCGAACUUCAGCAGCGUGAUGUUGACCGUCACGCGUCUCUCUUGGAAGAGAUCAGUCGGUUGAAGGCGUCCGUGGCAAGAGUAGAUCAGCUGGAAAGGGACAACCAUUCGCUUAUGCUGGAACUCGACCAAUUUCGGAAACAGGUCCCCAAAGAUGCCGAGUCGUCUGAGGCUUCUCCUGCAUUUUUGACAGCCCCCGACAUGUGUCUGCUUGCGGCGGCACGGCCUGCGCUUUCAGAAAGGGACGUCAACGCUCAAAUUGGCGCUUUGAGUGCUAGUCCUCCACCACGCAGCUCGGAGGACCCGCAGAACUGGGAGAAGCUGUAUGCCAAGCUCGCUCUCAGGCACGAAGCUCUGAAGCAGCGGUACGAAGAAAUGCAUCGCUCGGCGAGGAAUUAUCGUGAGGCCCGCGAUGACUGGACGAAAUACGCCGAGUCGCUGGAAGUGAAGCUCGAGAAACUGGAGCUGAAGAAUGAGAAAUUGGAGCGGAAACUUCGGCGCUUCGAGAAGACGGAUGACCGACCCCAUGCUCCUAGCAGCCCUAGACCUCAAUCCGCCCACACCGACACAGGUAGCCGUCCUUCGGACCAGUCGACUCGUAGAUCCAACGCUUUACCGCACCCAGAACCAGUACCUCGUUCUGUGUCACGCGUGGAUGCUGUCGAAAAGUUGCUGAACUGUGCCGAAUCGACACGGGCAUCAUCAACGGCACUGAAAAGCUGUGCAGAAAGAUCAGCCGUUGAAGAAACAGAAGACGAGGGUGAGGGAGCAGCUGAACUGCCGCCAAUUCCGCCGGACAUCGUCGCAGAAGGCGUGGUUAAAAUCAAGCAAGAACCCUCCUCCGACGGGCCAGUCAUCGUGUCGGAAAGAACGCUACGCAAGAGAAAGCAUUCGGAGGACCAUGUGGAGACACCAACGCCACCUCGCAGGAUCAAGAGUGAGUUGAGCAUUAGCUCAGACCCUAUUGUCACAGGCGAAGCUCCCGUAUUCCAGCCACACGAGAGCAUUGACCUCGACGAGGAGGGGCGGCGGAUGCCGACACCAAGGAGGCACCGCUUCCCGGAACAUCAGCACCUUCGCGAAGAAAACCCGGCAUCUCCGGAGGAGGCCCUUCUCCUCAUGGAGCCACGGUUUCCCAGAGCAGUCUCAUACAGGAGUCCCCUCAACUCGCCAUAUCGCCGGGAUACUCGCCGGGCUGCACCUGAUAUCCCUACGCAUAAGCUGCCGAGGACACACAGAGAUCGCAGGUCACCUAUCAAGGCGGCCUGGAGUUUAAAUUCCGGCAUCGCGGAUGUUGCCGAAGAGACGGUCGAGUCAUUCUACGCUCCAACACCGCACCAAGCUGGGAAACGGCCAGGAGCCCAGACACCGGCACACGGCCGGUUGAGCUCGCUCUUGAACCAAGGCUCACUGAAAAGCACCGCUGUGUACCUCCCGCCAACCCGUCCUGGUCGUCAAAACGACGAUCCUCGGCUUGAAAAAGAAAACAUUGGAAUUGUACUGCCUCACGAAGAAACCAGGAAAUAUCAAGCCUCUCCUGUCAAACCUUGCCCCUUACGCAAGGGCAGUCUGGGCACUCUACCGCAAUUGCAGGCCCAGGGGAAGGACCAUCCACAGAGAUCCACCCGGCUACGAGACCGGCCAUUAGCGGAGCUGAGGCCGGAAGAUUUCAAGGUCAACCCAAACGCCAAUAAAGGCUACCGGUACGCUUUUGAAGAGGUUGUCCGGAAUCGGGAGGAGCGGUCCGAGCUCGCCGGCUGCACCGACCCGAACUGCUGCGGCAGACAGUUCCGGGCCAUGGCUGAAUCCGAGCUCAGCGCCAGCGGGCCGAGCGUCCUCACGCGGAUUGCCGACGUCAAGAUGAUGCAGGAGUACUUGGGCAACGAAGCAUACCGGCUGGACGAUAUGACGCGCCAGGAGAGAGAGGAGGUGUGGCUCAAGGCCAAGAUCCAGGACUUGGCGAACCGGCUUGGACGGCAUCGGCACCGGUUCGCGAGGAGGCCGUCGCCGCCCGGGUUCUGGAACCCCGAUUUCCCCAGCACGCAGGAGAUUGAGCAGAGAAAGGAGGAGGCGGAGAAGGCAGAGAGAGGGGUUGUGGAAGAGAGAUGGCGAGAGGCGAUGCGGGAAGGAGGUAGGUGGUUAUUCAGGGAUGAAUAA